This is a messenger RNA of Aspergillus eucalypticola CBS 122712, 1601 nucleotides long. Its product is annotated as sugar transport protein. The coding region runs from base 85 to 1578 and encodes 497 amino acids. Lineage: Eukaryota; Fungi; Ascomycota; Eurotiomycetes; Eurotiales; Aspergillaceae. Gene Ontology annotation, cellular component: membrane. The transcript has 5 exons. Gene Ontology annotation, biological process: carbohydrate transport; transmembrane transport. Gene Ontology annotation, molecular function: carbohydrate:proton symporter activity. The record is from RefSeq and is a predicted model, not a curated record.
AUUAUCUCGGCCUUUGAUUAUCUGAUUGAUUGAUUGAUAGAUGUUUCUGGAAGGGUAAUCAUUUCAACGUUAGAUUGCCUCCAAAUGGCAUCUCAGAAACAAUGGAGCCGGAUGCUCAUUUUCACGACCGUGCUGCUGGCAGUUUCGGCGUUUAAUUAUGGGUUUAGCGAUCAGGCGUUCUCUUCGUGUCAGGCUAUGGAUUCGUUUGCUCGUCAGUUUGGGGUUUAUCAUCCCAGUACCGGGAAAUAUAAGGUGAAGCCGUUGUUUACUUCGCUUUAUAAUAGUUUAAAGGCGGGGACGCAGAUUGUCGGCGUGUUCCUAGGAGGCUAUAUUAGCAAUACCUAUGGUCGGAAAUGGUGCAUCUUCAGCAUGAACCUCUACGCACUAGGCAGUGCAGCAGUCGUGGUAAGCUCCAAAACAGACGUACAAAUAUUAACCGGUCGCGCAUUACACUACAUCUACCUAGGAAUGCAACUAGCCGUAAUCCCAACCACCCUCGCCGAACUCGCUCCCCGAAACGUCCGCGGCGCCAUGGGCGUCCUAUACUGGCUCAGCAUCAAAAUCGGAGGCCUAGUAGUAACCGGCAUCGCACGAGGCACAUCGGGCAUUUCAACAAACGCCGCAUGGCAAAUCCCCUUCGGCUUGAUUCUGGUUAUCCCAUUCAUUUGUAUCUGGCUCGUCUGGAUAAUACCAGAGUCUCCACGAUGGCUGCUCCUCCGCGACCGACAGGAAGAGGCACUUCAAGCGUUGAAACGAUACCGAUCGAAAAACACCCCCGAGCAUGAGAUACAAGAGGACUUUGACGAAAUGGCGCAGAAAGUCACGGCCCAGCUGCAGAAGAAAAGCUUCAAGGAUCUCUUCAUUAAGGGAAAUCGAGAACGAACGUUCGUUGUCGCCGCUGCGAACUUCUUUCAGCAGGCUUCGGGGCAGGCGUUUGCGAGUCAGUAUGGGACGCUUUUCGUGAAGCAGUUGAAAUCGGUCAAUGCGUUUAGUGUCACGCUUGGUACUAACGCGACUGAUAUUGGAGCGUUGAUCAUCUCGACGGCGUUGAGUGAUCUGGUUGGACGAAGAAUGCUCUUCCACGUAAGCGGCCUUCUUGAAACCGCCUCCUUAAUGACGAUGGGCGGUCUCGGCACCGCAGACCCCAGUAACAAGGCUGCCAAAGAAGGCAUCGUCGCCAUGCUGCUUCUUUACAGCUUUGGUUGGUCUCUUGCCUGGGCGCCAUUGGUGUAUGUACUCGGUGCGGAGUUACCUUCGGCUGGGUUGAGAGAAAUGACUUUGCGGAUCGCGUAUACUGUUAAGCUGGUUACUGAGUUCGCCGUGACUUUCUCUUACCCCUAUCUCGAAACCGCAGACGAUCCCGGCCAUGUGGAUAUUGGUGGUAAGCUGGGAUUCAUUUAUGGGUCACUGUCUGCUGUUUCUGUCAUCUUUGGGUACUUCUUCAUUCCGGAAACGAGGAAAUUAGAGUUGGAGGAUAUAAAUAAAAAGUAUGAGUCGUCGACGGAGAGUGAAUUGGAGCAGAAGGUCGAGUAUCAGGUUGGGUUGAGGGAGGUUGAACGCAGUGGUGGACAGAACUGAUCAAAAUUUCUUCCAAGAAAAGU